UGCCCGACACGUACCGCUCGCGACAACAUGGUGGCGUACUGGCGGCAGGCUGGACUCAGCUACAUCGGCUUCUCCCAGAUCUGUGCGAAAGCAGUGAGGGAUGCCCUGAAGACCGAGUUCAAAGCUAAUGCCGAGAAGACGUCCGGCAGCAGCAUAAAGACAGUGAAGGUGAAGAAGGAGUAGCCGGCACUGGCUGAAGCGGGAACUUCACUGUCGUCAAGGUGAAGACAUGGGUACCUGCUAUGGCAGAUUGAAAUCACCCUCACCUCCUGGGGACAAAACUGCCCUUGUUGAUAAAUUGACUAUGCCAAUAAAAUGACAUGGUUCAUGU
Molecule: messenger RNA, 331 nt
Organism: Chionomys nivalis (European snow vole)
Lineage: Eukaryota; Metazoa; Chordata; Mammalia; Rodentia; Cricetidae
Product: ATP synthase subunit epsilon, mitochondrial-like
Exons: 1
Coding region: 28-183 (51 amino acids)
Biological process (GO): proton motive force-driven mitochondrial ATP synthesis
Cellular component (GO): mitochondrial inner membrane
Molecular function (GO): proton-transporting ATP synthase activity, rotational mechanism
Source: RefSeq, a predicted model, not a curated record